AUGCCCGUUCUAUUACAAUCAGAUAAUACACUUUACCUGGGAAUCGGUAAUAAAAUUAUUACUGUAAACUUGAACAACGGUGAUAGUGAAUGCCAUGAUUUACCACCAAUUAAUUUGCCUGAAAAUCGUAGUAAAGCUCAAGAAGACCUGUUCCAAGAAGUGCCUAUCAUUACCACAAUAUCUGCAUCAAAGAAUGGUACAUUAUUAGUUGUAUCAACACACAAUAGACAAGUGGUAACAUAUAAUACAAAAAACCUCUUGCCACUUUCAAACUUUAUCAUUACUCGAGCAGCAAGCAAGAUUUGUUUCGACAAUAGUAACAAUGUAAUUGUUGCUGAUAAAACAGGAGAUGCUUAUUUAUAUAAGCAGGAUCAAGAACCUAGUUUAUUACUGGGGCAUUUAAGCAUGUUAUUAGACAUUCAAAUGUCUCCAUGUGGAAAAUUCGUCAUAACUUCCGAUCGUGAUGAGAAGAUACGAGUUUCCCAUUAUCCAAAUUGCUACAACAUAUUAUGCUACUGUCUGGGUCAUCAAGAAUUCGUGACGAAUGUUUCCAUUGUCAAUGAUCAACUGCUAUCUGCAUCCGGAGAUGGAUCUAUUUGCUUGUGGGACUACAAAACUGGUAAUAAAAUCUUACACAUUGAUUCAAACAAAUUGCUUUCUGACAAAAGUGUAGAAACGUUUAAAGAUGUUAUGGAUAAAGAUAAUAUUGAAGUGAAUGCUAUUCCUCUGACUGAUAUGCAAGUUCAUGAGUAUAAAUCAGGGUUUGCUCUGAUUGCAAUUACACUGUUUCAAUGGAACAAUGUUGAAGUUUAUGAAUUUGAUUUUAAGGCACAAACAAUUUCACAUGUGCAAAAAAUAAAUGUUAAGGAUGGUGCAACAAUUGUUGCUAUUUCAUUAGGUGCUCAGCUUAGCAUUUUAACAAAUGAUGAUUUGAUUGUGUAUAAUUAUGUUGAGUCUGAAAACAAGUUUGCUGUGAGUGCAUUGGGGAAUGUGAUUAAGAAAUAUGAAGAUAUUACUGUGAAGUAUCUUACAAAAAGUGAUGUUUCAUUGUUGUAUAAGAGAAAAUUUGAUAAUGUUCAAGAUUAUUUAGAUAGGAAAAAGCAAAGAUUGGAUGGCAAAUAAAUUUAUUCAUAUAUUA
This is a messenger RNA of Dalotia coriaria, 1138 nucleotides long. RefSeq names its product tRNA (guanine-N(7)-)-methyltransferase non-catalytic subunit wuho (gene wuho). The record is from RefSeq and is a predicted model, not a curated record. Gene Ontology annotation, biological process: RNA (guanine-N7)-methylation; tRNA modification. Lineage: Eukaryota; Metazoa; Arthropoda; Insecta; Coleoptera; Staphylinidae. Gene Ontology annotation, cellular component: tRNA methyltransferase complex; nucleus; cytosol. The coding region runs from base 1 to 1122 and encodes 373 amino acids. Gene Ontology annotation, molecular function: protein binding. The transcript has a single exon.